AUGAAAGGACUCAAUCUCAGUGGCGUCACUGAGUUCUGCCGCGUGUUGACGCGGUGCCCGCACCUGCUGCUGCCGCACGUUUCGGUCCACGAUGUGACGCAAGUGCCUUUUCAGACGCUGCGAGAUCGAGGGUUUCGCGGCGUGAUCUUUGAUAAGGACAAUACGCUGACGGCGCCACACCAAGCGGAAGUCGCUCGGCAUCUCGCGUCCUCUCUCGCUGAAUGCCGCCGCGUGUUUGGCGAUGCGCGUGUUGUCAUUUUCUCCAACUCGGCCGGGUCUGUAGACGAUCCGGACGGAGCAGAAGCCAAGGACAUUGAAGCGAGACUGCAUGUUGCUGUGCUCCGUCAUGACGAAAAAAAACCUGGAGGCAUUGCGUUUGUGAAAAAGCACUUUGGCGACGUCGAUCCCGCGACACUGGUGAUGAUUGGCGAUCGGUACUCGACGGACGUGCUGUUUGGCAACCUCAAUGGACUUUUGACGAUUCGGACAGAGCAAUUUGCACCUGAGAGUGAGAGUGUUGUCAACCGGCAGCUGCAGCGCAUCGAGAAAGUAGCUGUGCGAUGGCUAUUGCGUGCUGGAGUGGAGCCGCCCACACAUCCGCUGUGGAGUUAUUAG
Molecule: messenger RNA, 615 nt
Organism: Hyaloperonospora brassicae
Lineage: Eukaryota; Oomycota; Peronosporomycetes; Peronosporales; Peronosporaceae
Source: the annotation of a GenBank genome assembly